AUGUAUCGCUACGUUGUACGUGCGAACAAAGAACUCGAGUGCCUUAAUAUCAAGGUCUGCCGUCUCCACACCGCCAUUAUCGAUGAGGACAAGCUGCUAAAAGCAGCCCUGGCCAGUCUGGGCUGCUCGCAUCUCCUGUACUGUGCCAUGCAAGACUUUGCCCUGCGUUGCCAGGCUGUCAACAACCACCUACUGCGGCGCAUCUUCCAAGUCUACGACCUACCUGGAUACACCGGCACUCAAGGGUCUGGAGAGGCCGAAGUUGAUAUGGUCAGUCAGACACGCCUUUCCUCUGUCCAGCUCACAGUCGACAAAAUCCCGCCAUUGCUGACUCGUCCGGAUGAUAUCUGUGGUACUGGUGGAGACAUAAGUGACGACGAAGGCAGUGAGGAAGCUCAAGGUAAUGUUGCUGCAGUUGUAGAAUAUAUUGCUGGACUCUCUAUUAUAUGA
Phanerochaete carnosa HHB-10118-sp is the source of this 450-nucleotide messenger RNA. RefSeq lists its product as uncharacterized. The transcript has a single exon. The coding region runs from base 1 to 450 and encodes 149 amino acids. Lineage: Eukaryota; Fungi; Basidiomycota; Agaricomycetes; Polyporales; Phanerochaetaceae. The record is from RefSeq and is a predicted model, not a curated record.